Messenger RNA from Leptosia nina, 399 nucleotides. NCBI's taxonomy places the organism in Eukaryota, Metazoa, Arthropoda, Insecta, Lepidoptera, Pieridae. The record is from the annotation of a GenBank genome assembly.
AUGCCUGUAACUGUAAUAUUAAGAAGAUUCAAAUCCAUUCACUGGACUUCUGAUAUCGCCUUAGACUUGCAGAUGCUUAAGGAAAUUGUCUAUGUGCGCGCCGGUGGUGGCGGACAGCUAGUGACCUCCUUUGCAGUGGCCUGCGAGGAACUAUCGCUAUCGCCGAGUGCAAAGGGAGUUGCAACUCCUAGUGGUUAUGUAAAUUCCAAAACGUUGCAGUGCGAGUGUCUCGCUCGAGCGCGUGCGGCGCCCGCCCGGCCGCGCCGCCCGCGCCGGUGUCGCUCGGUCGCGGCCGCCGCUCGCCGGUGCACUGAAACGAGACGCGCGGGGGGAUCGGAGGUCGCGUUCCUCCCGCCUCCGCCCUCUACGCGACUGCGGCCUCCGCACGCCACUCUCUGA